AUGAAGGCGUACUACGUUGUGGUGCACGCCAUUGUUUCAAAUCACCGACCGAAAUUGAGAGCCCCGCACCGACAAUGUACAAAACUUCGGCUGGUACCACAGAAGUCUCACCGGCGAUUAACGGAUGUAGAUAUAGAGCUGAUUAGAAUAUUUCCUCCGUGCUACUCCAUAACCUUCUCUACAAUGACGCACUCGCAACUCAUAGGGUCCGACAUGUCUGAAUUGAAAGCCAAGACUAUAGGAGCCGGAAAGGUCGUACGCUGCCUUACCAUGGCGCUAUAUCAUAAUCCUGUCACUUUAGUAGCCAUUAUAUAUAAUGCUGGCCCAGAGUUCGCACACGGGAUCUUCGCUACGAGCUCGGCCCUGUCUUCUUUCGUCGUUAACAGGGCCUUGUUGUUGAAGUCUCCUUCCAUCUUCUCAACCGUCGCAAUCAACGACCAGGAACUCUUGCAGAAGAUCGCGAAUCAGAUUAGGCGAAUCAGUUCUGUUUGUGAGGGUCGAAGGGGAUUGUGUAAAUUCCAUGAGACGUGUAAGUUGAGUUUUAUUCAACGGCCGAGAGUUGGGUUGUUCCUUGUUCUAUUCUUAGGCUCGUUCAUGCCAAUGGUGGUGUGGAACAAGGCUGUGGAUAUCCCCGCUCGUUUAGCCAUGUCAAGCUUAGUUAUCACGUGCAUUUCGGCUGCAGUAGGGGUGUCCAGCGGUGACGUUUCCUGGGGCUUGGAGACUGGGCAACAUGCUCCCGACGACAAAUUUGCCGUGGUGCUGACAUUCCCCCGACUCAAUCGCUCCUUCAUUACUUUCCACCCCAAGGUUCAAUUGUUUUCCCGGAGCUUCCGCACAACUACAUAUCCACGCUCGGCAUUCCGACUCAUUCCAAUCUCCUGA
This is a messenger RNA of Lindgomyces ingoldianus, 882 nucleotides long. RefSeq lists its product as uncharacterized. The coding region runs from base 1 to 882 and encodes 293 amino acids. NCBI's taxonomy places the organism in Eukaryota, Fungi, Ascomycota, Dothideomycetes, Pleosporales, Lindgomycetaceae. The record is from RefSeq and is a predicted model, not a curated record. The transcript is spliced from 8 exons.